Messenger RNA from Mangifera indica (mango), 1528 nucleotides. RefSeq lists its product as uncharacterized. Gene Ontology annotation, molecular function: ubiquitin protein ligase activity. NCBI's taxonomy places the organism in Eukaryota, Viridiplantae, Streptophyta, Magnoliopsida, Sapindales, Anacardiaceae. The transcript has 5 exons. Bases 99 to 1292 code for a protein of 397 amino acids. The record is from RefSeq and is a predicted model, not a curated record.
GUAUUAAAAGUCGAGACUUUAAAGCUGAAAUUCAAUCACAAGUCAUCAAAACCUUCUUUUCUUGGUUCUUCCUUCACGUUCUCUGAAAAUUUGGAGAUAUGACAGAGAACAUGGGGCAGAGAAGCAGACCCAGAUUUGAUGUGAGUGAAGGUGCUGUUUUUGAAGAAGCAGAUCCACCACAACUCCAAACCCAAGCCACUCGUUCUAAAUCUGCAAUUUCUUCUUUUUUUCACUCCACAAAUAAUGGCAACGCCCCGAAGAAGAAGCUCAAUAGCUUCACUCAGUCUACAUUCAGGGGGUUUGGAUGCACGGCGGCUGCAUCUCAGCAGGUUUCUCUGCCUGCUGUGAUUAGAAGUUCGGCUGAUUGGGAUGGGAAGAAAGUGAAGAAAAAGAAACAAAAUAAUGGAAACAAAAAUUCUAGUAAUAGUAGUAAUAAUAAUGUUUUCACUGUUGGAAGAUACAGCAACAAGGGUUCUUCAAGUGGUGGUGGAGGCGGCGAUGACGGUGGCGGCGGUAAUGUUAAUAGUAAUAGCGUUGUUAAUAAUAGCAAUGGUAGUAAUUGUAUGGUUAUACAGGAUGUGUGGUGUGGGCCUGGAAUUGGGUUCUCUGGAGCUGAUGCAGUUGUUGGGUCUGUGGACUGUGUGGUGGCCAGAAGAAACAUUUCUUCUGGAAGAGGAAAGAUUGAUGCUAAUCAGAGAGAAAGAGAAAGAGAAAGAGAAAGAGAAAGAGAAAGGGAGCGAUCUUCUUGUAUAACGAGGCGGACAGUUACUCCUGAGAGUUUACCUUUCCCGGAUUCCGACCCUGAUUUUGGAUUUGGACGCCAGGAACUUGACGUGUUUGGGCCCCGUUACUAUCGUCGUGUUCGAUAUCCUUCCCCUGAUGGGCUUGCUGAGAUAAUGAUGCUUCAAAAUAAUUUGCUGAUGGGGGGAAGACUAGAUUCUCAUGACGAUUUUAGAGACUGGAGACUUGAUGUUGACAACAUGUCAUAUGAGGAAUUGCUCGAAUUGGGUGACAGAAUUGGGUAUGUAAAUACUGGACUGAAAGAAGAUGAGAUGGGACGAUGCCUUCGGAAACUUAAGAACUCUGUUGCAAAUGAUUUGUCAUCUCAUGUGUCGAUCCAUGUUGAUAAGAAAUGCACCAUCUGUCAGGAAGAAUACGAAGAAGAUGAAGAAGAUGACGAGAUGGGCAAGCUAGACUGUGGACACAGCUUUCACAUUCAAUGUAUAAAGCAAUGGCUUGCACAGAAAAAUGCCUGCCCGGUCUGCAAGACUGCAGUUGUGUCGAGAUGCUAGAACAAUUCGACUCUUCGCAUCUCAAGACCGCAUGCAGGUCGUUCUCAAAUGACUGGGUUUAGCUUACAUCUCUCUAUUUGUUGUAUAGAUCUUUGUUUCCAAUACAUAAACAAGAAUUCAUUCUUUGGUGUGAAGAAGCCUCAACCUCUGGUUGUUUCCCAAUGAUGGGCAGUUUUUAAAUACACGUGAUGUAAUUUUAUAUUGCUAUGGAAUUUACAUUUCUAUCUUAUAUACAA